CAAGAUGGCGGACGACGUGAAGUGGAUGGACGAAGCAAUUCGCUUGGCAAAAGAUGCUUUGUUGGCUGGGGAAGUUCCUGUCGGAUGUAUAAUGGUAUACAAUGAUGAAAUAAUAGGAAAGGGAAGAAAUGAAGUCAAUGAGACUAAAAAUGCCACAAGACACGCAGAAAUGGUGGCCAUUGAUCAAGUUAGAAACUGGUGUCAAAUGCACAAUCUUGAUGACAAAAGUGUACUACAAAAUACAAGCUUAUAUGUCACAGUUGAGCCAUGUAUUAUGUGUGCAGCAGCUCUGCGCUAUGCUGGCAUGCACAAAGUCGUAUAUGGAUGCAAGAAUGAACGUUUUGGUGGGUGUGGUUCGAUUUUGAGCAUCCACAAUGACAACUACUCCAAAGAUGGCUGUUUGGAAAAGGACCAAGGAGUGAUCCCUGGAGAACCCCUUGAGUGUAUCUCAGGAAUGCAUGCUGAAUUGGCUGUUAAUCUUUUGAGGGAGUUUUAUAAAGGAGAAAAUCCUAAUGCACCAAACCCAAAAGACAAAUCAAAGAAAAAAAAUUAGAAAAUUGAGUUUUAUUUCAAUGUAAAAUUACACUAAUACUGCAAAUAUUAAAAAUUUCUGAAAGCAAAUAGUUGUUAAA
Molecule: messenger RNA, 632 nt
Organism: Actinia tenebrosa (Australian red waratah sea anemone)
Lineage: Eukaryota; Metazoa; Cnidaria; Anthozoa; Actiniaria; Actiniidae
Product: tRNA-specific adenosine-34 deaminase catalytic subunit ADAT2
Biological process (GO): tRNA wobble adenosine to inosine editing
Cellular component (GO): cytoplasm; nucleus
Molecular function (GO): tRNA-specific adenosine-34 deaminase activity; zinc ion binding
Source: RefSeq, a predicted model, not a curated record